Molecule: messenger RNA, 1138 nt
Organism: Gordionus sp. m RMFG-2023
Lineage: Eukaryota; Metazoa; Nematomorpha; Gordioida; Chordodea; Parachordodidae
Product: inositol monophosphatase 3-like
Exons: 6
Coding region: 1-999 (332 amino acids)
Biological process (GO): phosphatidylinositol phosphate biosynthetic process
Cellular component (GO): endomembrane system
Molecular function (GO): 3'-nucleotidase activity
Source: RefSeq, a predicted model, not a curated record
AUGCAUAGUCAAUGCAAAUUGACGGAAUUCACCUGUAUAUUUUGUGGGUUUGAGAUGCCUCCACUGUGUAUAUGUGUUUUAAGGAAUAUAGAAGAUGUCCCUGUAAAGUGCCUGUCUAUAAUAUUUUCGACAUCAUCUGAUAACAAAUUUUCAUCUUUUAGUGAAGAAGUAGCCUAUAUAAACUUAAAAGAUCUUCUAAUAAUUUGUAUAGCUGCAUCCGAGAAUGGAGGAUCCUUAAUUUAUAAAGUUAGAUCAGAUAAUAAUUUAAAUAAAACAAGUAAAGGUAAAACUAAAGAAGGUGCAAAUGAUCCCCUAACUAAUGGAGAUAUAUAUUCAAAUAUAAUAAUGCAGAAAACAAUUAAAACUUUAUUUCCAGGAAUAAAAAUUGUUUCAGAAGAAAAAAACCAACUAAAAGAUAUUAAAAUAACAAAUCACAUAAAGAGUAUAACUAAUAUUCCUGAUCAAAUUUAUAAUCAAAAUGAUUUGCUAAUAUGGAUUGAUCCUUUAGAUGCAACUCAAGAAUUUACAGAAAAUCUCUUGGAUUAUGUUACCACAAUGGUAUGUGUAGUUGCUAAUGGGGAACCAAUCAUUGGAGUGAUUCAUAAGCCAUUUCAAUCAAAAAAUAACACAUAUUGGGCUUGGGUUGGAAAAGGACAUUCCCCCAACUUAGAGAGAACGACUUUUACAGAUCAAAAAAAUGUUAUAAUCUCACGCUCCCAUCCUGGGGAAAUAGACUCGAGUAUUGCAGCAAUCAUUGGGCAAGAUAAUUUUACUGUUGUAUCUGCUGGCGGAGCUGGUUACAAAGUUUUAGAAGUAGUCAGUGGUAGGGCCGAUAUAUACUUACACACAACCUAUAUCAAAAAAUGGGAUAUUUGUGCCGGAAACGCCAUCCUAAACGCUCUCGGGGGUUCAAUGGUUGAUUUGAAAGGUCGCGAAAUACAAUACGGUGAUCAAAAUGAUUAUAUAUUGAAAGAUGGAUUAAAAGCUACUCGAUCUUAAUUUUAUUUUUUAAAUGUAAACAAAUCAUAUACUGCUUCGUGUUUCAGGGAAAAUAGAUUUGUAUAAAUAAUAAUUAGUAUUAUAUAUAUAUAUAAUUAUGAUUAUAUAAUGUUGAAAAAUAAUAUAUAUCGGGAAUAAA